GAGCUCUGGCUCAUUCAACGCUGCAGCUAAAGAUGCUGCCAUGGAAGUGUUUGCUGCUCAAGAUUGCACAGUAGAAGUAUCUGACUUGUAUGCUAUGAAGUUUAAAGCCACUGCUACAGCUGAGGACAUCACAGGCGAUGUUAAGAAUGCAGAUCACUUCUGUUAUGCGGAGGAGACUAAACUGGCAUGGGAGGAGGGAAAAUUGUCUGCUGACAUCACUGAGGAACAACGUAAACUCACUCAGGCAGACCUCGUCAUUUUUCAGUUCCCCAUGUACUGGUUCACCCUUCCUGCUAUCAUGAAGGGCUGGAUCGACCGGGUGCUAACACUGGGCUACGCAUACACUCAAGAAAAGCGUUACAGUCAGGGAAUUUUCAAGGACAAGAAAGUCAUGCUGUCCUUCACCACUGGGUCUUCUGAGUCAAUGUUCAGUGCAAAUGGCAUUAAUGGAGACAUGAAUGUCACACUGUGGCCACUACAGAAUGGCAUCCUGCACUACUGUGGCUUCCAGGUUCUGGCUCCUCAGAUCUUCUGGGCUCCAGCUUACACUCCUUCUGAAGUACGCAGCACCAUGCUGGAAGGCUGGCGUAAAAGACUGCAAGGCCUCCUGAGCGAGAAACCACUUUCCUUUACUCCCUUGGAUUGCUUUGAUGGUGAGAAGGGUUACCAACUGAAGCCUGAGAUCCAUGAGAAACAGUCCACCAAGGAGCAUGGACUGACUGUGGGGAUCCACCUGGGAAAGGCCCUCCCACCCAACAGCCAGAUGAAAGCUGGAGUCUGAAGAUGGCAGUGUCUUUAACUUGCAUAAUGGAAAAUAAAAGCUAAUGAAAUCUGAGUAUUUGGUGUCAAA
This is a messenger RNA of Etheostoma spectabile (orangethroat darter), 850 nucleotides long. RefSeq names its product NAD(P)H dehydrogenase [quinone] 1. Lineage: Eukaryota; Metazoa; Chordata; Actinopteri; Perciformes; Percidae. Gene Ontology annotation, molecular function: NAD(P)H dehydrogenase (quinone) activity. Gene Ontology annotation, cellular component: cytosol. The record is from RefSeq and is a predicted model, not a curated record.